CACAACUCACAACUCACAACUCACAACUCACAACUCACAACUCCAAACACAAACUCCAAACUACAAUCACUCUGACAAUCCAUCCAACUGGUAGUAGUCUAGCUAUUAGUAUUCAUCAUGCCUCGUCCCAAAGCAGCUAAAGCCAGCAACCCGAAGCUCUCUGGUGCUUCAUUUUCCAGCAGCACUUUUACCAUUCGGGGCAAGGAAGGUCGGCUGCUCUUUUUCCUGUUGGUGGUGUGGGCCGCUGUGGUUCAACCGUGGAGUUUUGUGCGAUCCCUUCCCCCAUCCUCCUCUACCACGAGUAGUACUACUAGUAGUACGAGUGCCAAUGAACCCCGAUCUCUGUUGAAGAGUCCUUCAGUUUCGUCAUCACAAUCAUCAGCAUCCCAACAACAACAACCAGCAUCACAAGAAUCCCUCUUCAAACGAAUAGCUCCACUCCAUUUUCCCAUGGACAUGAAGACGGGCACCAUUCAGUUUCCUCCUGAUGUCACGUCGGUGAUUAUUGACAUUGGAGCUCGUCAAUCGGAUUACUUGGGGACACUGGAAGUCAGUCCCGAAGAAUCCUCCAUUGCUCUUAUCCUAAUCGAUCCCUUGCCCGAAUCCAUUGUCCCCUUGCAACAUCGGGCCGCCUACUAUGCCAUACAAAAUAGUCCUGGCAAAAAGCGAACCCCCGAAGAUCCACUCGACGCUCAGAAACGCGAUCGCGUCUUUGCCAUUCACGCCGCCAUGGGUCCAAACGAAGGAACGGCCGAAUUCCAAAAAGCUGUCGCGGGAUCGUGUGGAUCGCUCUUGCCCAAUACCAAAACGGGCGUUCAAGCACAAUCCUGUAUCGGGACCACGGGAACCAUGACCGUCAUGGUGUUUCCACUCAAAGAUUUGUUGGAUCUCAUCCCUACGACAACUAUCAAAUCCAUUCAUCUCAAAGUCGAUGCGGAAGGCGCCGAUUUGCAAGUCUUAAAAUCCGCCGGCGAUUCGCUGAAAAAGGUAUCGAGUGUCGUUAUUGAAUGUCAGGAUUUGGAACCCAACGACAAACGCAUCCUACGACAAGGAGCCUGUCUCUUGUCACAAGCCAAAGAGUACAUGUGUCAAACGCAAACCUUUUGCAAUACCAAAGCGGAAAUUUCGGGAAAGGAAAAUCGCAUGGUCAAUGCGUUCUUUACCAAACAAUCAACAGCAGCAACGAUUCAUGUGCCAUCUUUUUUGCAAAAAUCGGGGAUUCAAUUUUCCAAGUGGUAUCAAUCCAUUGCAGGAGUUGCGGUAUCAUGAUUCGAUUCUUUCGUCGUCCCCUAACAAUAUCGUACUCUACGGUACCUCCACUUGUCAUUCACGGGUUGGUUGGUUUUAUUAAUUACUUGGAAAAGCAAACCAAGCAACAUUGGACUUGGGGUAUUCAAGCCAAAAAAUUGGGGCAAUCCUUCCUGUAUGAGCAGAGUGUACGCCUCCUUAUGCUUUGUUCGUGGCCCGUUCUCUAUCUGUAAUAUGCACCUUUUACUUUUAAAAGACUUUGAUUCUAAUUUGUC
This is a messenger RNA of Seminavis robusta, 1523 nucleotides long. NCBI's taxonomy places the organism in Eukaryota, Bacillariophyta, Bacillariophyceae, Naviculales, Naviculaceae. The record is from the annotation of a GenBank genome assembly.